Trichoderma citrinoviride is the source of this 1032-nucleotide messenger RNA. RefSeq lists its product as hypothetical. The coding region runs from base 1 to 1032 and encodes 343 amino acids. The record is from RefSeq and is a predicted model, not a curated record. The transcript is spliced from 2 exons. Lineage: Eukaryota; Fungi; Ascomycota; Sordariomycetes; Hypocreales; Hypocreaceae.
AUGCCGAAGACUCACGACUCCCGCCUGAUCAAGCUGGUCGGCCGGAUUCUCCAUCACGACUUCCACCAUCAUGGUUCUCAAGACGAUUCUGAUUCCGACAGCGGCGUUGCCACACCCGAAUGGCUGGGUCCUUACAGAGUUCCGUCUUCAACGUCCUCCAGCUUCUCUAUCCCAAAGGGCAGCGGACGCGACAAGAGCAUCUCCAUGGACCUGUGGAAUGAGGCCUACAACUCCCUUCGAGAUAGCACGAGAUCAGCCGGCCUUGUCACUGUCUACGAGUCCAUUUUGUGCCAAGAACUGUCGCACGGACAGUCAAUAGGUGGUCUCAACCAGACCCUGCCCCGGUCUGACAAGGAGCGGUUCAAGGCUCUGAUCACAAUCACCGAGUCUGGGCUGAAAAGGUCUCGCGGGACCAAAUCCCAAGCCAAUACCUGUGCAAAGGCCAUAAUCCGGACUGCUGGGAAGACCAUCAAGAGCGUGUGGGCGACAUAUCCUUCCACGGCAGUCGCCUGGUCGGGCAUCUGUAUUUUAACUCCGCUUCUUCUUGGCCCGACAAUUGAGAUUGAAGAGAUGAAGCGCGGCGCCCUGCACGUCCUUGGACGCAUUCCCUGGUACAUGCACCUUUCCGAGAUUAUGCUCGCCAGCGCCUGGAAGAACGACUUGGACUUCAACGCGAAGCGCGAUCAGACGAGAGACCGACUGCUGCAGCUGUACCGCAAAGUGCUGGAAUUCGAGAUGAACUGCGUCUGCGCGGCCGCCAGCAGCUGGAACAUUGCGGCCAAGAACAUUGUUGGGUGGCAUGGCUUGGGGGCGAUCGUGCGCGAGAUCGAAGAGCUGGACAAUGAAAUGACGGCUCUCAUGGUCACGUACAUUGACAGAGGCGUGGCAGAGAAUAUCCUGCGGUUUAAUGAGGAUCUGAAGCUGGAUGCUGAGACGGGCGAGGCAGAGCCGCUUAAGCCGGACUCAAGCCACGCGGCAAACGCCAUGAAUGAGCCCAAUGCAGUGCUGAGCCCCUCGACUGUGCGAGUCUGA